This is a messenger RNA of Mesorhabditis spiculigera, 1221 nucleotides long. The record is from the annotation of a GenBank genome assembly. NCBI's taxonomy places the organism in Eukaryota, Metazoa, Nematoda, Chromadorea, Rhabditida, Rhabditidae.
AUGAGGCGACGUCAUCGGUUCCUGACGGACACGAUGCUGAUCGUCUACUUACUGAUUAUCGUCUUCUUCAGCAACAGCCACGUGAUGCAAGUAUUCGGCAGCCAACAAACCCCGCCUUCCACCACAACGAUGCUUCAUCUACCUUCUUCAGCGGCAGUCAUCACCGGAUUCGACGCGAUGAGUGUGGUCCAUAUCGGCUGUUCAUUUGUUAUGCCUACGAACAUCUGGCAAAUGAAGGAAUGGAGAUGCCAGAAUGGGAUUAUCGAAGAGUUGAGCAGCCCCUACUAUCUGUCGGAGGACAACAAAGAGCCGAAAUACAACCCGUCCGGGGAUCACAUUCAAAUCUUGUGCCAACGAUUGGGUGAUAUGGUGAAGCGAGAGAAGCACGUGGCGAGGCCGGAAGGGCGGACGAUUGUCGUCGGAGACCUUCAUGGAAAUUUCAACGACCUUUGGCGCAUCAUCCAUGCUUGGCUGUCGGAUGUGGUUGACGGAGGGCCCGGCCAAAACAUCAUGUUCCUCGGAGACAUCGUCGAUCGCGGCCCCCGUCAACUUGAAUGCUUGCUGCUGAUUAUGGCGUACAAGAUGCACUACCCCUACCAGGUGUUCAUCGUCCGUGGCAACCACGAAGAGGACCAAGUUUGCUACGAUUUUCAAGAACAUAUGGUUGCACGCGGUUUCUUCGAAAAGCUUCCGGUUAUCGGGCUAAUUGACGACCGGAUUCUGUGCAUGCACGGCAUGCUCACGCCCGAGCUGACGCGAGGCGUUCUGAAAACUGGCUGGGAAAUGGAGCAGACGCUAUACGCUGGGAUGGCCAGGCUAUUGCGCUGGAACGAUCCGUCAGAAGAUGUUGAACAUGUCGAGCCCAAUGCGACGCGAAACUUCGGCCAGCGAUUGGGCCCUCAAGCUAUCAAAGGCGCGAUUGAACGUCUUCACGUCGACUUCGUCAUCCGUGGUCACCAGGCGAUGACGAACGGCGUGCGCCGAUUUGCCAACCUCCCGUUGGCCACCGUCUUCUCGUCUUCGUACUACCUAAACGCGGAGAAUUUCGGCGCCGUUAUCUUCGUCAAUCCUGUGAAAAACGAGAUCGUGCCGAUCUUCAUCGUGAACCACAAGGACAGCAUCAAGACGCAAGAGGAAUUCGAUGAAAAACUGCGUAAGGGCUGGAACGUCGAUGAUUAUGCGGUCAUCCCCGACGACAUCACGGUGAAGGGAGAGAAGAAG